CAAAACAUCGCGAGACUUUCUCCUUCCAGUCUCCGCCCCUUUACGGCACGAUGGUCGCACAAGAAUGUGAUACAGCCUCGACGGCCGCCAUUUUCUUUCUUUCUUAGCAGUUGGCUGAGGGAAGGUCUCUGCGAGGCAGCGGCAGCGGCCACUGUAGCGUAGACAUGGCAGACUACUCAACAGUGCCUCCGCCUUCUUCUGGCUCAGCUGGUGGUGGAGGCGGCGGCGGCGGCGGCGGCGUUAACGAUGCGUUCAAAGAUGCGCUGCAGAGAGCACGGCAGAUUGCAGCAAAAAUUGGAGGUGAUGCUGGUACAUCACUGAAUUCAAAUGACUAUGGUUAUGGGGGACAAAAAAGACCUUUGGAAGACGGAGAUGGCUCUUGGACAAGUCCGAGCAGUACAACACACUGGGAGGGAAUGCCCUCUCCUUUUAAAGAUCAACCAGAUGCUAAGAAAGUUGCUCCUCAGAAUGACUCUUUUGGAACACAGUUACCACCGAUGCACCAGCAACAAAGCAGGUCUGUAAUGACAGAAGAAUACAAAGUUCCAGAUGGAAUGGUUGGAUUUAUAAUUGGCAGAGGUGGUGAACAGAUCUCACGCAUACAACAGGAAUCUGGAUGCAAAAUACAGAUAGCUCCUGAUAGUGGUGGCCUUCCAGAAAGGUCUUGUAUGUUAACUGGAACACCUGAAUCUGUCCAAUCAGCAAAACGGUUACUGGACCAGAUUGUUGAAAAAGGAAGACCAGCUCCAGGCUUUCACCAUGGUGAUGGACCGGGAAAUGCAGUUCAAGAAAUCAUGAUUCCAGCUAGCAAGGCAGGAUUAGUUAUUGGAAAGGGAGGAGAAACUAUUAAACAACUUCAGGAGCGGGCUGGAGUUAAAAUGGUUAUGAUUCAAGAUGGGCCUCAGAACACUGGUGCUGACAAACCUCUUAGGAUUACAGGAGACCCAUACAAAGUUCAGCAAGCCAAGGAAAUGGUGUUAGAGUUAAUUCGUGAUCAAGGUGGCUUCCGAGAAGUUCGAAAUGAGUAUGGGUCAAGAAUAGGAGGAAAUGAAGGGAUAGAUGUCCCUAUUCCAAGAUUUGCUGUUGGCAUUGUAAUAGGAAGAAAUGGAGAAAUGAUUAAAAAAAUACAAAAUGAUGCUGGUGUUCGAAUUCAGUUUAAGCCAGAUGAUGGAACAACACCUGAUAGAAUAGCACAAAUAACAGGACCUCCAGACCGAUGUCAACAUGCUGCAGAAAUUAUUACAGACCUUCUUCGAAGUGUUCAGGCUGGUAAUCCUGGUGGUCCUGGACCUGGUGGUCGAGGAAGAGGUAGAGGUCAAGGCAACUGGAACAUGGGACCACCUGGUGGACUACAGGAAUUUAAUUUCAUUGUACCAACUGGGAAAACUGGACUAAUAAUUGGAAAAGGAGGUGAAACCAUAAAAAGCAUAAGCCAACAGUCUGGUGCAAGAAUAGAACUUCAGAGAAAUCCUCCACCUAAUGCAGAUCCUAAUAUGAAAUUAUUUACAAUUCGUGGCACUCCACAGCAAAUAGACUAUGCGCGGCAACUUAUAGAAGAAAAGAUUGGUGGCCCAGUAAAUCCUUUAGGGCCACCUGUACCCCAUGGGCCCCAUGGUGUCCCAGGCCCCCAUGGGCCUCCUGGGCCUCCAGGGCCUGGAACUCCAAUGGGACCAUACAACCCUGCACCUUACAAUCCAGGACCACCUGGCCCUGCUCCUCAUGGUCCUCCGGCUCCUUAUGCUCCCCAGGGGUGGGGAAAUGCAUAUCCACACUGGCAGCAACAGGCCCCUCCUGAUCCAGCUAAGGCAGGAACGGAUCCAAAUUCAGCAGCUUGGGCUGCCUAUUAUGCUCACUAUUAUCAACAGCAAGCACAGCCACCACCUGCAGCUCCUGCUGGUGCACCAACUACAACCCAAACCAAUGGACAAGGUAACUAUGGAGAUCAGCAGAAUCCAGCUCCAGCUGGACAGGUUGAUUAUACCAAGGCUUGGGAAGAGUAUUACAAGAAAAUGGGUCAACAAGGGCAGACACAAGAUUAUUCAAAAGCUUGGGAGGAAUAUUACAAGAAGCAAGGUCAAGCAGUUCCUGCUCCUACUGGUGCUCCACCAGGUGGUCAGCCAGAUUAUAGUGCAGCCUGGGCUGAGUACUAUAGACAACAAGCAGCCUACUAUGCCCAGACAAGUCCCCAGGGAAUGCCACAGCAUCCUCCAGCACCUCAGUGCAGGUUUGAUCCAGCCAGUAUAGAACUAGCUCUGUAGGGGUGAGGAGGACUGUGCUGUGUAUCAUCCUUGAUUGUGUUCCUUCAAGGAGCAUUGCACUGUAAGUACAUCAGAAUGACAAAUUGAUGAACUGCAACAGUAUCUUUUUGUCAAUGUUCCACAUAAUGUAAAUGCCAUACUUUGUGUGAAUAUUAUGUUGGAAUACAGUGCUGAUAUCUUGGAAAACCAUAACUGCUUCUUAAUUUAAUAUAGAAUAAUACAUAGAUCUGUAUUUUUUUUUUAAGUGAGCUUAAUGGGUAAGUAUUUUUGAUAUGCUUUAGCUAUAGCUAAAGAAAACUGAUCAUUAAAUUGAAUAGUAUUACUCAUUGGUGCUCCUAAAAUAUAUUGCUUUUCAGUGUACAGUAUGCAUAUCUUCUAUAUUAAUAUGAAAGACUUGAAAUGUAUCAGACAGAAGUGGUUUUCAGUUUGCAAAUAUUAAGCAAUGUAGCAGUUUAACACCAUUUCAUGAAUAUAGUAGUUCUUUCAUUGGUGGGGAGCACCAAUUGUUCUGAAUAUACUAUUAAGGGAGAUGUACAAGGAACAUAAAUGUUGAGAUUACUUAUAGGGUAGAAAAUAGUUCAGUUCAUUAUAGAUAUUUUGAAAUGUUUUUGAUUGUUUUUAUAGAACCUGGAGUGACUUCCCUUGCCCUUAUUUAGAUAUGGAUAUAUAGUUCUAGUUUGAAGUUUAAUAGUUAAGGAGUUAGUUAUGUGUUAUCUUUAAGAGUAGGGCUAUUGACAUGAACAAUUUCAGUAUUUUGCAUGAUACUGUUUAUAGAUGACCUUUUAGGAAAGUGGUGCAUUUAUUAAUUAAACUGAAGAAAUAGUUCAGUUGGAUUCAAUAUCAUAACUCACAAAUUGGAGGCUGUUGAUUUUGAUUCAUUUAAGGUUUAAAAUCUUUAUUAAUUGCAAACAGUGCAAUUAUUUAUACUUCACAGUGCCUUCCCAGACCUUCCACCUUAGGUUCUGCUGCAAAAAGCAACAGGUAAGCACAACCUAAGGACAUAUAUAAAUAAAUAUUUCAGUACAUUAAUGUUGUCCCUGUGAGGUUUUUGUGGUUGUGUAAUUCAAAAGCAAUCUGCUACUGCUUCCCCAAAAUGUAUUUUGUUAUUUAUGCUACCAUUUCAGUGGAAAGUCUGUAAGUUGUUCAAACAACUGUUUACAUUUCUGGGUAAUGGUUUUUGGGGGUUUUUUUUUGGUUUUGGUUUUUGUUUUUUUAUUAAAACAAAAAAGAAAUGAUGAGUAGAUUGCUGCUGUAAUUGAACUACAUCCAAACUUUUUGUAAUCUUUUCCCAACCAUAGAAGGAUUGUUCAAAUUAAGAAAGGGCAAUUACAUACUUUUCUAGAUUUAGGGUAUCGCUUGGUUAGAAACUUUCAACAGCCUUCACAAUCUUUUUAAGAUUGACAGGACAUUUUCUUUGCCCUCCAAAACUAUGGAGUCUUUAUUUUUUUUCUUGAAGUUUAAUAAUUCAGUAAGGACAUUAUGGGUCAGAGUUUUAUUAUGACUUUUUUUAGACCAUUCAGUUUUCAUAACUUUUAUAUACACUGAAAAAGGAAAAAUUUAUAAGGAAUACUGGCAGUAUGUUUUGAUAAGGCAUGUGCAUCAGUGAAAUGUUAACUGUAUAGCAAAUAACCUUUCAUAAUCUGUGUAGCAACCAAUAUUUUUCUGAUUUAUAAUACUUUAAUAACUGACGCUGCAUUUUAUUUUUGCCAGUUUAAAAUGUUUGUGUUCUUAUAGAUGAUUUUAACUGGUACCUAUUUUGAGUUAAGAUGAAUGUAUUAAAGCAGCAUCAUACCAGUUUUGUUUAUUCAAUUUCUAAAAUGUGCUGAUCCUUUUAAAAACUUCCUGCUUAUCUCUACAACAAAGAAAAAUAUUCAAAAAUACUGCCUUCAUUUUCACACACAGUGCUGAAGAUGCUGCAAGCACCAAAUCAUAGCUCAUAAAAUCAGGUCCUGAGAUAGUUACCCAUAAAGAGGAAUCCUUUGAGUGUAUGCCAUUGGUGAGCCGAUGAGCAUGGACCAUAGAAGGGCUCAAUGUAGAAGGUAAAAUUGGCAAAUCAUAAUUGAGAAAUAUGAAAUGUAUUCCCAUACAUAAUAUGGUAUAGGGUGUAAUGUACCUGCUUUUGAUCACUUUUCAUUUUAAAGUGCUAUUCGCUUAAUCUUAAAUGUUCCAUGAACUGUUAAAUUUUGUAAGUUAAGUAGUUGCUGCACCACAUUUAUGUGUGUGUAUGUGUGUAUUGUUUUAAUGGUCAAUGAUAGGUAUGUUAAGACUGAUAAAUAUAAAGGAGCUCUUUGAAUCUUUUAAGAGCCUGUCAAGUUUUGGUUAGUUGCAGUUUGCAUUUUUAAUAAAAUACAGAUGAAUGCUAAUAGAUAUUGGGGCAUUGUUUCUAUCUUCAAGAGUUUUUUUAUUCAUUACCAUAAGCCUUCACUGAUACUGCAUUUUUUUAAAUGGCGCUAAUUUUAACCUUGAAAUAAAUGGAAAGCAGAAAAGGUGAGCCAGUUGACUUGAAUGCAAUGGAUGUUAGGAGUGGUAGAAACAAUGUUUAGAUUGAAAUUGAUUUAUUUUACUUAGCACUUAAAAACUUGACGAUGUGUUUUGUUUUUUAAAGAUAUUAUAGUGUGGUCAUACGUAGAAUUCUUAUGGUUUGAUGUUUCUUUUAGAAAUGAAAAGUAUACUUUUAUUUUUAAUUAAUGAAAAUGGUUUUAAUACUAAAACAAGUGAUUUAAUACUAGUUGUUUAUAAACAUUGUAAAAUAUUUCCUUAGACAAAUACCUUGGUAGUUAAUUCAUAAGGGUGGGGUUUGGGUAGGAGUAGCAGAGUUACCUUAAGAGGGAAAUAGGAAUAUAUGCACAAAUGAUAACAUUUGUUUGAAUACUCUGCCAGGAAAACCAGUUCUAUCUGCAGACAUCUGUUGUCUAGAAUAAGGAUGUAGAAAUGAUCAAUGAGGAUGUCUUUUUAUUUUCUGAAAAUUCUGCCUCAUUUAAAAUGUAUUUUAACAAUACCUAAAGAUGAUUUUCACUCUGAAAAUAACCUUAUUUUUUGUUUAGUCACUUGAGUUUUCUUGCCACAGUAUAAACUUCUGAGGGAUUUUUUUAAAUUGGUGCUUUUAAGAAGCAGAUCCCAAGGUUUUAUUUUCUUCAAUGAUAGCCCUAUAGAAACUCUUAAAUGUAUUUGCGCAUAUAUCUAUAUAUUUUUUCUUAUGCAUGCUCGAUGCAUUUUCGUCCUGAGAAAAGUGUUCUCUACAGAAACUACCCGUGUGUAAAAAGAAGAUUGGCUUAAAAUGGCUACUGUGAUGGGAACAGUGUCUUAGGGAGAUGCAGCUUGGACUUGAGGUAAAUUGAAUACUUUACAAACUGUGGUUUAGAGUUUGCUUUAAUGACAUUGUAUGUAAAAGGGCACAUGAUUGCUGUAAUUUUGUAUUGAUUAUGGUUUCUUCAAUAAAAAAAUAAAUGUACAUUGACAAUUAU
Messenger RNA from Canis lupus familiaris (dog), 5722 nucleotides. RefSeq names its product far upstream element binding protein 1 (gene FUBP1). Gene Ontology annotation, molecular function: mRNA binding. The record is from RefSeq and is a predicted model, not a curated record. Gene Ontology annotation, biological process: regulation of DNA-templated transcription. Gene Ontology annotation, cellular component: nucleus; cytoplasm. The transcript has 22 exons. NCBI's taxonomy places the organism in Eukaryota, Metazoa, Chordata, Mammalia, Carnivora, Canidae. The coding region runs from base 165 to 2258 and encodes 697 amino acids.